Molecule: messenger RNA, 967 nt
Organism: Archocentrus centrarchus (flier cichlid)
Lineage: Eukaryota; Metazoa; Chordata; Actinopteri; Cichliformes; Cichlidae
Exons: 6
Biological process (GO): cell surface receptor signaling pathway; immune response
Cellular component (GO): external side of plasma membrane
Molecular function (GO): transmembrane signaling receptor activity
Source: RefSeq, a predicted model, not a curated record
UGUGAGCUGCUGCUGUCUGCUCUGACUGUUUCUGCAGCCUCUCUGACCGUCACUCCAAACCUUCAGCAGUUCUUUGUAGGAGCCUCAGUGUCUCUGAGAUGUGAAGGUCAGGUGGGCUCUGAUGGAUGGACACUGAAGAGGGACACGGGAAGAGGGACUGAGUCAUGUGGAGCAGGUGGGCGGGGCUUAAAUGGUUCAUCCUGUUUGCUUGAUGUGUUCAAGCCAAUCAGUGGAGUUUACUGGUGUGAAGAUAAAGCUGGAGAGAAGAGUGAAGAAGUGAACAUCACUGUAUCAGAUAAAGAUGUGAUCCUGGAGAUCCCUGCACUUCCUGUGAGGACAGGAAGUGAUGUCACUCUACUCUGCAAAAAGAAAAGUGGCAGCACAGUAGCAGCUUAUUUCUACUUUAAUGGACGUCCUAUCAGACCUAAAACAGAGCACAGCAUCAAUAUUAACGUGCAGCAGUCUGAUGAAGGUCUCUACUGGUGUGCUACUGAUGAGUUUGGAUCAUCUCCUCAGAGCUUUCUGAGGGUCAAAGGUCAGAAAACUGAGAUCACUUCCUAUCCUCCAAUAACAACCCUUACUACAAAAACAACAACAACAACAAUAACAACAAAAACAGCAACAUCAAACACUCAUAUCUCCUAUCCUCCUUCUCCUCCUCCUCCCGCCUUCAUCAUCCCAGUCAUAGCUGCUGUGGUUUCUCUGGUCCUUGUGGUUUUGGUUCUGGUUGUAGUCCAGCUUCUAUGGAAGAAACACAAAGGAACGAACCAACCAUCUCCUUCUACUGAUGAUGUCAUCUACAAUGAUGUCACCAUUAGAGAGUCAACCAAUAAGAUGCCAGUCAGCCAAUCAGAAGUUGUUUACUCCAGUCUGAGGACAAACACCACAGGUGUUCCAACAGAUGAUGAAACUGAACACAGAGCUGCAGACCUCCAGUAGACCUCCUGUGGACCUCCUGUGGGCCUCC